Molecule: messenger RNA, 903 nt
Organism: Notechis scutatus (mainland tiger snake)
Lineage: Eukaryota; Metazoa; Chordata; Lepidosauria; Squamata; Elapidae
Source: RefSeq, a predicted model, not a curated record
ACUUCACGGAUCCCCCUUCUUUCUAUAAACGCAUGCUCUCGGCCGGUGCCAUAGAGUCCUCUUCCUAGGGAGGCCCACGCGAAGGCUGACAUUUUGUGUGUUUUGUUUAAGGGGCUCCCAAAGACGGUUACCAUAACAGAACUUAGAACUUAGUGGGAGGCGAAACUGAUUGCUGCUGUUGCAUAUGUAGGCUGGUGACUGUCCUUGUAGCUGAAAAAAAACCCUGUGAUCCACCCAGUUAUGGCUAGUACCUGGAUUUCUGGAAAUGAAGAAAGGAUUAAAUAUGUGCAGGGAGAUCUUUUUACUUGUCCAGAAACAGAUUCCUUGGCUCACUGUAUUAGUGAGGAUUGUCACAUGAGUGCUGGCAUAGCUGCUAUUUUUAAGAAGAAGUUUGGUGGUGUUCAGGAACUUUUGAAUCAACACAAGAAGACUGGAGAUGUGGCUAUUCUGAAGAGAGAAACUAGAUACAUAUAUUACUUGAUCUCAAAAAACAAAUAUUUUCAUAAACCUACAUAUGACAACUUACGAAAGAGUUUAGAAGCUAUGAAAAUCCAUUGUCUGAAAAAUGCAGUAACUCACAUUUCUAUGCCAAAGAUUGGUUGUGGACUUGACCGUCUGGACUGGAAGAAAGUUUCAACAAUGCUGGAAGAAGUAUUUGAAGAUACCAAUAUUCAUAUUACAGUUUAUACUCUUUAAUUCCUAGUAGAAUUGUCUGUUCUGUUUGUUGUUAUAUCCUUGUAUCAGUAUCUUACCUGGCAUAUGCUGAUAGUGUUAUCUUAAUUCCAGUGUUCACAAUUCUUUAAGUCCUCUUCUGCUCUACUCAAAUUUAAAAAAAAAGUCAAAAUGUACAUUCUAGUGUUCAGAUACUUUGUGUAUCUAUCUCCUAUUUAGCAAUUGGAAGAU